Messenger RNA from Ilyonectria robusta, 1065 nucleotides. RefSeq lists its product as uncharacterized. NCBI's taxonomy places the organism in Eukaryota, Fungi, Ascomycota, Sordariomycetes, Hypocreales, Nectriaceae. The transcript has a single exon. Bases 1 to 1065 code for a protein of 354 amino acids. The record is from RefSeq and is a predicted model, not a curated record.
AUGACCAACACACGCUUCCAGGAGUGGUACUCGAGCUACGGUACCCUAUUCCAGAACAUCUCCUCUAACGUCUGCAACGAGACCCUGCAAGGUUACCUGGCCGCCAGCAAUGGCGACACGUGCGACCUUCACAUCGACUGCAUGCUCGAGAACACCAGGGAGAGCGUUAAGUCGGCCAUCGCCUCGGCGGCCAUCUUUCUCAGUCUUGUACCGACCGUCAUGUCCAUGCUCGGCCCCAGCUUGGUCCAUCUGGCCAUUCUUUCGACCCGCCGACCUAUACUGUCCUUCCUCCUGAGCGUCGGCUCAAGCGAAUUUUAUCUCGACGGGCUGUUCCGCAUCGAGUCUACAGAAGAAUUGCUCUCCACCACCAAAGGAGAGCGGCUGUUCCCACGCAUCAGAGGUCCGAGGGCCGUCCUGAUCAGUGCCGGAGAAUACGUCCUCGCAUGUCUCGCUGUAGCCAACGUCGUGCACAACUCGUACCGACUGGGCAGCAAGACAAUUGUCAGCUUCGUCUGCAACACGUGGUUCUUCCCGCUGGUUUGGACCCUGAUGCUCCCGGGCAUCUUCCUCCUGGUCGCGAUCCCGUUCCAGUUCUCCGCCGUCGCCAAGGCCAUCCGACAACGCUCUUACCGCCGGCAAGAACCGCCGAAGGCCGCCAUCUUGGCAGCUUCGUCGCUGGAGCCACCGGCGCCGCCAAAGUCUGGCGCUCCGCAUACGGACAGUUUCAAGGUGGCCAAAAACGUCGUUGCUCUCGAGGGGCUGCCGUCGCUGGGCCACCCGUCAAUUCCGAGUCAGGAUCUCCCGAAUUUUGAGAAGUGGCUCACGAUACUGCUCAACGUAGCUUCUUUUGUUGCUGCUAUUCAUGUCUUGGUUGGGAUAUGUUUCUUCUCGUCUAUGCUCUUCAUCUCUGUAGUGGACGCUAUCGAGGUUACGUUACGCUACCUCGUGUCGGCUGCGGUGUGUCGGCUGGUCGUAACGUUGGAGUUUACAGGAAUGAAGGCAAUGGCGGACCAUGAUCAGGGAGACGAGUUUGGUAGCGCUAGACGUGAGCAGAGCCGACCUUAG